AUGCCGCUCCAGAACUCCGUGCUCUCGCCGGCGGCGCUCGCGCAGCAGCUUGUCAAGGACGCCAAGGCCGGAUCGACACCGGCGUAUCUCGUCGUCUAUGCCGGCCUCAUCAACGGUCGCAGCUGGUGCGGCGACUGCCGGACGGCCGAGCCCUAUCUGGAAAGGAAAUUUGCCCAGAAGGACGCUCAGGUGGUCUACGCAGGCGACCCGCAGAAAUGGAGACGGACAGACAAUCCGUUUCGCCAAGGCCCGUUCAACGUGACCAACCUGCCGACGCUGCUCAAGGUGACCAGCGAUGGGCAAUGGCAUAAGCUCGUAGAGGCUGACGUCUACGACCAAGCCAAGCUGGAUGCAUUUGUCGACGGAAACUAG
This is a messenger RNA of Grosmannia clavigera kw1407, 372 nucleotides long. Its product is annotated as duf953 domain containing protein. Gene Ontology annotation, cellular component: cytosol. NCBI's taxonomy places the organism in Eukaryota, Fungi, Ascomycota, Sordariomycetes, Ophiostomatales, Ophiostomataceae. The coding region runs from base 1 to 372 and encodes 123 amino acids. Gene Ontology annotation, molecular function: protein-disulfide reductase [NAD(P)H] activity. The transcript is spliced from 3 exons. The record is from RefSeq and is a predicted model, not a curated record.